ACUUCGAUUGAUUGGCGUUCAUCGGGAGCUUGGUGGUGCGCGCACAGGCUACAGUGACAGUGAGUUUUAUGAAUGAGAGUGGAUCUGACAACAGCACAUGCUUCAUAAGAGAGAGGCUCCUGUGGGGGCGUGCUGAAACUCUAGAGGCUCCCAGGGAAUCUGAUGCAAAAUGUUUCACAUGUUUGAGGACGGGGGCUGUGGAUGAUGUUUGUGGUUGGAGUGCAAUGGAUUUGGUAAAAGUGCGCGCACACACACGCACAAUCCAGCUGUAUCUUCUCUCUCCUGUGCGUUCGUUUCUGUCUCUGCAUUAUUGAUUCCCAGAGGCUGCUGCUGCUGCUGCUUUCAGCCAAUAGGCUCCUGCAUGAGACAGUUUUUUUUUGUGGUCAAAGGGAUGGGAGCAGAUGAAGUGAUGAGAUUCGUGUAACUUUUGGAUGACCCCUUCUUGACAAAGACAGUGUCCAUCAAUUGUCCUCAGUCAUUAUGCGCUGCUUUUAUGCCAAGGGGCUUUUUGUGUCUUUUGUUGGUUUCUCUGUUCAACACAGCGCCUUCAAGUUAGACUUUAGAAACUGAUAUGUUUGUAUCUACACGGAAAAAAACAACCUCGUGCAACAAUAUAAGUUUAUUUAGGAAUUUUAUAAAUUCUAAACACAUAUUGAGAUGUAUUUAAACCAUGCGUGUUUUUUCUAUUCAUUUUUCGGCUUCAUUUUCAUUUUUUCUCACGUGACUCUGUUUAAAAGCUUUAUUAUGAUUGUUUUAUUCCCACAGGGGUUUGAUUUAGACGCAUCUUAAGUUGUAUCAAAUUGCUCUUAGUUGUAUGUUUACUCGCGUGUGGACCAGCAUCACCUCCAUUGGCCGAUCUGGUCACAUGGUUCGCUAACUUUAUUCAGUUGACACCAAGUAGGAGGGCUUUAUGGAGGGAAGGGGAAAAAAAGACAACUCGAGAAAAAUUAGUAUUUUCUACCUUCAGAAAUUAAUGGCCAUGAGUUCGUAUAUGGUGAACUCUAAGUAUGUGGACCCGAAAUUUCCUCCCUGCGAGGAAUAUUCACAGAAUAACUAUAUACCUGAGCAGGGCUCGGACUACUUCAGUCCAUCGCAGGACACAGACUUUCAGCAUCCAGGGAUCUACCCACGGCCAAACUACACGGAGCAGCCCUUCAGCUGCACCACUGUGCAGGACUCCACGGUGCAGCCACGGGGUCAUGUGCAGGAGAGAUCCGGCCACGCGAGCCCCUUUGACGCACAGACUGAGCAGGGGGCCCCGGUGCCAGUGGCCGGACCCCGGACUUGUGGACAGCAGCAAAACACAAAGAGUCAAAAUGGGAUACAAGCCAAGCAGCCUGCAGUAGUUUACCCCUGGAUGAAGAAAGUCCACGUAACUACUGUGAACCCAGAUUACACGGGACCUGAGCCCAAACGGUCCAGAACAGCCUACACCCGGCAGCAGGUCCUGGAGCUGGAGAAGGAGUUUCAUUUUAACAGGUACCUGACCAGGCGGCGGCGAAUCGAGAUUGCGCACACGCUUUGUCUCUCCGAGAGGCAGAUCAAGAUCUGGUUCCAGAACAGACGGAUGAAAUGGAAGAAAGAUCACAAGCUGCCCAACACCAAGGGCAGAUCCGCACCAGCCUCCAGCCAUCUGCAGAGCAUUCAGAAGGAUAACCAGACUGAUAUCACAGCAUUAUAAGGAAGGAUGGAUGGAAAAGAAGGAAGGAGAGAGGUGCCAUGUCUUAUUAGAAGUUAACUGUACAUAAAAAAGACAAAGGUUGCAUCUGACUUUUUUUGCAUGGACUGAUGUCGUUCUUUACCUUUAUUAUUUUUUAAUUUAACAAAAAUGACCCCAGCAGUGUUGACUCAAGACUGAGUCAGAAAAUCAAUCAGUCCUUGUAACUGAGAGAUUUUUAGUUUUGCAAGUUCCUUCUUUUAAUUUCCUCAAAGAGACACAAAUGCAUCGAAACUUUAAUUUUUUCUUUACUUUUCUUUUUUCUUUUUGGGACGUUUCACCUCUGAAGACAUUUAAUGAUCAUCCUUCGGCAGAUUUCGUGGAUUUAAACCAAGUGUCUCUGCCCCUCUUAUAACAUGGAUCCACAGACGUCUUUAUGCAGAACAGGGAAGCCCUUCGUUCCAAUUACGCACAAAGGUUAUUUCAGUUUUAUUUUUCCUCCUGGUGAAACUUCAUAUUAAACGCACAAUAAUAAAUAAACACAUGCAUAUAUCGGCCUAUAUAUAUAUAUAUAUAUAAAAUAUAUAUACUUGAAGCAUUUAUUUGCAUAGAGGCACGCCAAACACAAUUUCGUAAAUCGCAGAAUUCCCGCUGGAUAUUUCAGUUCCACGUUUUUCUUUGUGACUUGUAUGUUUUUAACUUAUUUUGUACAAUAAAGCUUUGAGAAAAAUAAAAAUUUCUAAAAUAGCCUAAAAGCAAGACAUUCCUGUUUGCAAACUAUUCUGAGUGCCCUUAUAAAUCUCUCCUGACAUCUUUGUAAACAGUGUACAUUUUCAGAGGCUCUCUCGUGCCAUCUGAAACCCUACAUGAAAGAUCAUUUGUUUCCUGCAUGGCAUCGACUUACUUCGAUAUUGGAUGUUUUUUUUCUCUCUCAAUCGGAAAUUAUCAAAUCCAGGAUAUUUAGGAUUAUUAUAAUAGUUUAUUUUUCUCCUUUGAAAUGAAUUUCCACGUCAUUAUUUAUUUGUUUAAAGAACGUGUACAUUUUUUCGUGUAAUAGCACACAUGUAUUUUUUAAUUAAAAAGUAUUCGUUAAACUUUAAUUAAUCUAGGAAAAUAUGUUUCUCGUGCGUCAUUGGCAUGGCUUUACGCAAAAGUUUUUCGGUCUCAGUUAAAGUGGGGGCUGGUUUUUUUUUUCUUUUUGAGGUUUCCAUUCACACCAGGACAACCGAGGGGGUUUUCACGUCACGUUUCAAGACAGAUAUUUCUUGUUUUCCACCGUUAUUGUCUUCGGACACGCACACAAAAAAAGCCCAGAAGCUCUCCCAGUAUCCGAGGAGGUCUUCCCUCUGAAGUCUUCGCGAUGAGGGAGUUGAAAAGGUAUUUCAAGCGAAGGUCGACAAAGCAGUAGAGGCAGGUUCAUCCAGGGGACACGUUUCAGCCGCAAGGACUGACCCCAGCACCCCUGACCCGCCGGACAGGCAGCAUUUUCGCUCCCAGGCGCUUCUUAGCCCCCCUCAGAACUGGAGCUUCUUCUCCUCGACACUUACAAAAAAGCUCCAAGAAUGCACAGUAAGAGUCAGUGCGUGAAAUCCAGUCUUUUACACUUUUUACAAUAGUAUUUAUAUCAGACCAAAAGCUUCUGAUUUGCGCAUCUGUCUCCUCGUGUCAAGAUAUCGCCUACAGUCUUUUUUGGUUUUAUUUUUGUACAUGCUUUCUACCUUGUAUUGUGCAUUGAGAUGUGAGAAGUAUAUUGGAAAGAAAAUAAAGAUUUCUACUGAUUAUGCAUUUAAA
This is a messenger RNA of Paralichthys olivaceus (Japanese flounder), 3448 nucleotides long. It is a transcript of the gene hoxd4a, whose product is annotated as homeobox D4a. Gene Ontology annotation, molecular function: RNA polymerase II cis-regulatory region sequence-specific DNA binding; DNA-binding transcription factor activity, RNA polymerase II-specific. Gene Ontology annotation, cellular component: nucleus; nucleoplasm. Gene Ontology annotation, biological process: embryonic skeletal system morphogenesis; positive regulation of transcription by RNA polymerase II; anterior/posterior pattern specification. The record is from RefSeq and is a predicted model, not a curated record. Lineage: Eukaryota; Metazoa; Chordata; Actinopteri; Pleuronectiformes; Paralichthyidae.